AUAAAAAUUACAUAACGUUUUCUCUAUUUCUAGGAGAAUCUAAAAAGGCACUGCCCCCUGCCCCAUUCCUCUAUUUCCCCCAAUUUGCCGAUCAAAGAUAGAAAGGGACGAACCGAUCGGCAGCGAACCCAUACACCACAAUCCAAAUCCAAAUCCACCGCGGAAUAGGCGAAAACUGACUGGUACUGUCAUCACUGCUGCUCUGCCCAAACCCUAGGGGUGUUUUGAAAAGGAUGUCGAUAGAUUUGAUAUUGAAGCCGUCGUGCAGCGGUUGUGGAUCGGCGGUGGAGCUGUACGGCAGCACGUGCAAGCACCUCACGCUGUGCGUGAAAUGCGGCAAAAGUAUGGCUGAGAAACGCGCCAAGUGCUACGAGUGCGGCACUCCAAUUACUCGCCUGAUUAGGGAAUAUAACGUUCGGGCAAGUUCCAGUAGCGAAAAGAAUUAUAUUAUUGGAAGGUUUGCUACGGGAUUACCAACUUUCAAGAAGAAGAAUGAUAAUAAUUGGACAUUUCAGAAAGAAGGUCUGCAGGGACGCCAAGUUACCGAUUCUCUGCGGGAGAAGUUCAAGAAUAAACCUUGGCUACUAGAAGAUGAGACAGGCCAGUUUCAGUAUCAUGGCCACUUUGAGGGCUCACAGUCAGCGACAUAUUACCUUCUAAUGCUUCAAGGCAAGGAAUUUGUAGCCAUUCCAGCUGGUUCCUGGUACAAUUUUAACAAAGUGGCACAGUAUAAGCAACUAACGUUGGAAGAAGCAGAAGAAAAGAUGAAAAAUAGAAGGAAAACUGCUGAUGGUUACCAGAGGUGGAUGAUGAAAGCGGCAAAUAAUGGACCUGCAGCCUUUGGUGAAGUGGAAAAGUUUGAUGGGGAAGGUGCAUCUGGUGGAGGGAGGGGGCGUAAAAAAUCGACAGGGGACGACGAUGAAGGCAAUGUUUCAGAUAGGGGAGAUGAAGAUGAAGAAGAAGAGGCAUCAAGGAAAGGUAGGCUUGGACUCAACAAGAAACAUGCAGAUGAUGAUGAAGAAGGUCCAAGAGGUGGUGACCUUGACUUCGAUGAUGAUGAUAUUGAGAAAGGGGAUGAUUGGGAGCAUGAAGAAAUUUUUACCGAUGACGAUGAAGCAGUUGGAAAUGAUCCCGAGGAGCGGGAAGAUUUGGCCCCUGAAAUUCCUGCUCCUCCAGAAAUUAAGCAGGAUGAUGAUGAUGAGGAUGAAGAUGGUGAAGAAGAGGGAGGGUUGAGCAAAUCAGGAAAAGAGCUGAAGAAAUUGCUUGGGCGUUCUAAUGGGAUGGAUGAUUCAGAUGCAGAGGAUGAUGACGACGAUGACGACGAUAUGGAAGAUGAUAUAUCACCUGUGCUUGCCCCAAAGAAGGAAGCUCCUAAAGAAGAACCAAUUGAUAACAGUCCCCUAAAAUCAACUACUUCUGGGGCUGGUCGAGGAACACCGAAUGGAUCGAAGUCGAAGAGCAAAAGGAAGAGCAAUGGCGAGGAAUCAAAAACAACUAAUGGUGCACCUCUGAAGAAAGCGAAAACAGAAAAUGAAGUAAAAUCUGUGAAAGAUGAGAUAGGUUCAUCUUCAAAAAGCAGUGCACCUACUAAAGGCGCAACUCCACCAGCACCAUCAGUGAGUGCAUCUGCACCACCAACUGGACCAGUUACCGAAGAGGAAAUAAGGGCUGUUCUCUUACAGAAGAUGCCAGUGACCACACAGGAUCUUGUAGCCAAAUUCAAAUCUAGGCUAAAGUUGAAAGAGGACAAGGAUGCUUUCGCAGCUAUAUUGAGAAGGAUAUCAAGGAUACAGAAGACUAAUGGCGCAAACUUUGUCGUACUUAGAGAGAGAGCAUAAGUUGUUCAUCUUCGACUAGUGUGUGUAUUUUUAACUUACCUAAUGCUUGCCAAACUGAGGAAGUGUUCUUGAGUCCAGUUUUAUACUUUUUCUUGACUAAGACGAAAUGGAGAGUUUAUUUACCAAA
Molecule: messenger RNA, 1965 nt
Organism: Erythranthe guttata (spotted monkey flower)
Lineage: Eukaryota; Viridiplantae; Streptophyta; Magnoliopsida; Lamiales; Phrymaceae
Gene: RAP74
Product: transcription initiation factor IIF subunit alpha RAP74
Biological process (GO): positive regulation of transcription elongation by RNA polymerase II; transcription initiation at RNA polymerase II promoter
Cellular component (GO): nucleus; transcription factor TFIIF complex
Molecular function (GO): DNA binding; TFIIF-class transcription factor complex binding; RNA polymerase II general transcription initiation factor activity
Source: RefSeq, a predicted model, not a curated record